GCCCCACCAAUCGCCCCAUGCCUUUGAUAGUGCACGGGCUUGUAAGAGAAGUCAACAUGAGCACCGCUCUUGGCUCCAAGUAAUAACGUUCAAGAUUCUCUAGCUCAAUUGUUGGUACCAAUGGUGGCGCCUUCUGGAGAUAAGCCUCUUAUUCUGUGAAUUGGUGGUGUGCAUGGCGCCCAAGCAGGCUGCUCCACCGGGUGGGGCCCCACAGCCGGGCCCCUCGAGAGCUGAGCGGGACAAAAUGCGCGAACAGGCAAGGAAGCUUGACAUACACAACUUGGUGGAGAAACGUGGCGGGCUGGAGCUGAACCUAUAUGACACGGGGGCCAACUAUCAGAUGCUGCACAUCUUCCAUCGGAGAAACUUGCACCGCCUGCUGCGGGAGCUGCUCCUGGUGCACCAGUGGGAGGCGGCCGCAGGAGUGGUGGCGGUUCUGCUGACGGCGCACCCAGGGGUUGGGGAACGGGAGCAGGGAAUCAGCUGCCGCGAGCUCAAGUACCUGCCAGAGUAUCGGUUGUGGUGUCAAUAGGGGGUGCAUCGAUUGGCGCCGG
Messenger RNA from Klebsormidium nitens, 554 nucleotides. The record is from the annotation of a GenBank genome assembly. Lineage: Eukaryota; Viridiplantae; Streptophyta; Klebsormidiophyceae; Klebsormidiales; Klebsormidiaceae.